Molecule: messenger RNA, 2856 nt
Organism: Puccinia triticina
Lineage: Eukaryota; Fungi; Basidiomycota; Pucciniomycetes; Pucciniales; Pucciniaceae
Exons: 4
Coding region: 1-2856 (951 amino acids)
Source: RefSeq, a predicted model, not a curated record
AUGGGAAAUUUCUCGUUUGGAGCUGUUGCAAAUCAACGUCGUGGGCUCUCGUCACGCGGGUCCAGGGAAGGCCUUCGGGUCCCGGGUACCCGAGUGCUGGUCCCUCUCACGCGCCGUGCACCCGACAGGGGAUCCCGGGGUGUGUCGGGUGCUGGUAAGGAAAUAACCCAGUACACCGGUACCUGCGGGUACCCGCUAAUCCCGCCUUCCGGUGACAUGUGCGCCCCAGGUGAACCCCAGGUGGACUGGGAUGUCACUCAGGUCUACCCCGGGACAGCCCGGGGCCGCAGAUCCCAUACAGUUUAUGUAGCUCCGCAGUGCCGCAGUCAGCGGACCCAAAAAACCCGGCACUUCUUUUUCAUACUGGCAGAGCGAACCAGCACCAGCCGAGCGGAGAGCCGAGACGAGAGGACACAUCCCGCGGAGAUGGAUGGACAGGGAGACCACUCGGCCACGAAAACUGCGACGACCACGACUACGACUAUUCCAGAAACUCAGCCCGGGCCAAAAAACGGAGUGAAUAAGAAGAACAAGGCGAAAGAUUACUCCGGCGAUCCCAAAUAUAAGCCAGUCACUAAUGCCGAACUAGAAGCUGUCAUCGCCUGCUCAGCUACCCAGGAACAAGGGGAAGAAGCGUUUGCCGAGUUCAUCAAUAGCCGAUCAUCCGACAGCUUCUUUACGCAUCGGCCAUACAACGAACUAGAGGACCGAUGGCUGACGCGGCUCAAACGAUACCUCAAGUUUUUUAAAGGGCGCAAGACGGCAUCGAGCGGGGCCCGGAGUGCCUCAGGCUGGCCGAUAACCCGGGACAAGUUCCUCCUGUGGGCUCAUCGCGACCCUCGUCCAACCAUCCGCUCCAUCACUACCUACCUCCAGACCAUCGAGGCCGCCCGCGUCGCAACCCAUCACCUCUUCACCCCCCACUUCCCCAACAUCCCGGACCGAUCCCUCCAACUCGACCCCUUAGUCAAGGAUACUCUCUCUCUCUUCCAGCGUCAGUUUGCUGCCCAGGCCACUACUACUGCUGAGACAACUGGCAGCUCGACCGCGAAAACUAGCAAAAGCCCGACUGAUCCGAAAGCGACUAAUCCGAGAGCGACUAAUCCGAAAGCGACUAAUCCGAAAGCUGAUAGCUCUACUGAUAAAACUUGGACCCCUCACACCAAAAACAGCUCUGCUACUACUUCUACUACCAGGAGCUCUAGAUCAUCUGCCAUCAAGAACUGUUCGGACACCGUCAAAGCUACCAGCUCUUCUACUGAAACUAUGGGCCCCAGCAGAGAAUUUGGCAGUUCUACUGACAAAAGCCGCAGCUCUACGGCCAAAAACAGCGCCGAUGCUGCUGCACAGCCCACCACUGAUUCUUCACAGGGUCCUCCCAAAACAGUCAGGGCCAAUAAUCCCUUUGUGACCGGCACGUUCAAGCCUGCUGGCUCGGCGUCCAUGCCCCCUCAACCUGCUACAACACCUGCCCAUUCCGAGAAGUCUGCUCCUAUCCCGAAAGGCCCAUCGGCCUCGACCUGCUCGCUGCCUCCCAAACCCAGCUUCCUUCCCGACAAACCCCCCGAACAAGACAUCAAGGCGCCCAGACCGUGUGCGUCGGCGCGACCGGCGCUUUCUCAGAUCGAGUCUCCCGAUAGAAACAGGCGCCCCGAGCGUAUCUCCCGCAAAAAACGCUGUCAUUACAGGAUUGAGAGUUCUUCGGAGACAGACGACGUUCUGCUUGUCGCUGAUGACAUGCCCCUCGCCCGGCGGUUCCCCAGCCCAGAAAAAAAGAGGCCCGCUCGCGUGGCGGCAACGAGGCCCCCGAAGCACGCCCGCAGACUCUCCGAGAGCUCGUCGGAUUCCCCGCUCGCCCUCCUCCCCGCCCCGCCUUCGUGUCGCAAGAAAAUCAAAAGAUCGGGCUCUGACGAGCCCCCAAAUCCCCCCACUCUCCAACUUUCCUACGAAGAGAAAGAAGUCAAGAUCGUACAGCCGCCUGUCUUUGAGCAGAUCUGCGUCUUUACCGACACGCGGGUCCCUGAAGUCCGCGACCAAUUCCUCGAGGCUCUUCGGCUGGAUCAUCGAAAUAAUUUGAGCACUAGUGAUGUCCUCGAAGGAUUGAAUGCGACGAUAAAGGAUCUGACGGGGCCCGAGGGCGAGCUAAGCAAGAUGGGCAGCGAGGGAGACUUGACGGCCUGUCUAGCGACGUAUCUGGAUUACUGGGCGAGCGAAGGGAUCGCGGGCUUUCCGAUGGGGGCCUUGAAGGUGUGUGUAUGGCUGGACGGGAUCGAGCCGGCGGUGACGGAGAAGGAGACGCGGGACAUCGCGUGGUGCUUCGAUCGCCUGGGACGCAAGAUCGCCGCACAGUUCCCGGAGGACGAGCCGGCGUCCAUGUUCGACUAUUCGCGCCCGAUCAUCGACAGCCCGUUGUGGCACUCCUUCCGCGCCUUCUGCGGAUGGCCCAUCGACAUCCACCCGCCCCUCGACCAUCCCGGCUACUUGAAGCCCGAGCCUCACGACCUCAGAGCUCCCUCGAUCUCCACCAUCGGCAGCUCCCUCUCCUCCCUUCCCCAAUCUCCCUCCCCCUUCGUCCAGCCGUGUCGGGACUCUUUCAACUCCCUCGACGGGUGCUUUGCCGACGGCCACCCCGGCCUCCACUCUGACCCCAUCGGACAGGAACAUUUUCCUCUGGAAAGCCAUGCACAUCAACAGUUUCCUCUUGAAGGACACGGCCACCCCAAACAUGAAGACCAUGGGCCUGGAUUCAUCCCCGACUAUACCCCGCAGUUUCGCUACAAACGCGAUUCAAUCAACUGCCCCGAGCACCAAAAAUUCCUGCAAAACUUGUGCAGUUUCCUCAAGCUUUUCUCGUAA